Molecule: messenger RNA, 1895 nt
Organism: Gastrolobium bilobum
Lineage: Eukaryota; Viridiplantae; Streptophyta; Magnoliopsida; Fabales; Fabaceae
Product: RING-H2 finger protein ATL13
Exons: 3
Coding region: 133-1548 (471 amino acids)
Source: RefSeq, a predicted model, not a curated record
AAAAAAAAAAAAAAAACAGUAUCUCAGUUCUCCGCAUGGUCUAUGGCACCAGAUGGUAUCUUCAAACUCUGUGAUCCUAGUUGCACUUGAAAAAAGUUGCAAUCUUUGUUGAGUUCUCUCUGACUCUACAAAAUGGGCAAGAGUUUUCUAUAUUGGAACGGAGAUACCUUUCUGCCUCCAGCAGAACAGCCACCAUAUUUUCUUUCUCAGCCAAACCCACCUUUCCCUAACACUGUUCGAUCUGAUAGUUUCAGUUGGAAUGACAAGGCCUUAAAGGUAAGUCCAAGCAUACUUCUCAUCAUCAUAAUUCUGGCUAUUGUUUUCUUCAUUUCUGGUUUGCUUCACCUCCUGGUGAGAUUUCUGUGGAGACCUCAAAGUAGAGACCCUGAUGAUUUGGAUAGUGUCACUGCUCUUCAAGGGCAAUUGCAACAACUCUUUCACCUCCAUGAUGCUGGGGUUGACCAGUCCUUCAUUGAUACCCUCCCUGUCUUCCUUUACAAAGCCAUCAUAGGAUUAAAGAACCCAUUUGAUUGUGCUGUUUGUUUGUGUGAAUUUGAACCAGACGACAAGCUCAGGUUGUUGCCAAAAUGUAGCCAUGCUUUUCACAUGGAGUGUAUUGACACCUGGCUCUUGUCUCAUUCCACUUGUCCUCUUUGUAGAGCUAGCUUGCUCCCUGACUUCUCUUCAAACAAUACUUGUUCUCCCAUUGUUCUUGUUCUCGAGUCUGGGAGUGAGAGCUCGAGGGAGAUUGUUCCAGAAAGAGAUGCUGCUGCUGCUGUUGGAAGAACUAGUUCGGUUUUAACAACAAAUUCUCGUCUCGGUUGCCGUGGAGACAGUGAAUGUGGUGGAUCCACCCGUAUUGAACUACAAACCAAAUCGGGUGAUUUAGCUUCAAGUGAAAAUCUUGAUCCAACCGUAGCAGGGGAUGCUGUGGAAAAGGUGGUCAUUGUUAAGCUUGGAAAGUUCAGGAACGUGGAUGGUGGCGGCGGAGAAGGAGGAGAAGGAAGUAGCACCAACAAUGUAGAUUCUAGAAGGUGCUUUUCUAUGGGGUCCUUUGCUUAUGUUAUGGAUGAGAGUUCUUCACUACAGGUACCUAUAAGAACCCCAAUAAAGAAGCAGUCAAGUAAGAAAAAGUCUGUUUUGCCUUUGACACCGGGACACAGACCUGCAAUGUCAGAAUGUGACUUUGAAUCCAGAAGGGAUUACAAAUUCACAGACUUUGAUGCAACUAGAGUUGAGGAUGUUAAUGGGGCUACAAGUACUUGCAUAAAGGAGAGUUUUUCUAUAUCAAAGAUUUGGCUGAGGGGGAAGAAGGAUCAGCCAAAUGCAGUGGCAGAUUCUUCUAGAAGGGCUUUCUCGUUUCGGUUCCCAGCACAGCGCAACGUUGUUGUUAAUGCUAGAAGUGAGUUCGGCUAUGAUGAGGAAAACCAAAGCUGUUAUAGUAUGGAUUCUCAAGCUAGAGCACCUUCUUUUGCUAGGAGAACUUUGCUUUGGCUCACGGGAAGACAGAAUAAGGUUGUUCACUUGUCCUCUGAUUCCAAUCUCUAGUUUCUCUCGUUCUUUAUCUCAAUUUUUUUUGUUUUUUUGGAACCAUUUUUUCUCCGAUCUUUUGAUUCUGCAAUCUAGAUUUGUUAAAGAAGAAUAUUAGUGGUAGAAAGAUGCAAGAAAAAGGGAAAAGUGAAAUGAGUUGUCGGAUCUGAAUACAGUAUUUCUCCAUAAAGUCUAUUGCUGUUCCAUUGAAAAUGUAAGAGAGGUUCUUUUGUUUUUCCUCUUUGCUGAUUUUCCUGUUCAAUGGUCACAUAAAAUUCUAAAACAUCUAUAAUAUACGAUCUUGUCAUGUUUGUAAAUUUUCUCUGGUUCUCACAAUCUUAUUACCAGCAGUUAGUUAUGACAAA